This is a messenger RNA of Oryzias melastigma (Indian medaka), 1083 nucleotides long. RefSeq lists its product as uncharacterized. Bases 139 to 1026 code for a protein of 295 amino acids. NCBI's taxonomy places the organism in Eukaryota, Metazoa, Chordata, Actinopteri, Beloniformes, Adrianichthyidae. The transcript is spliced from 5 exons. The record is from RefSeq and is a predicted model, not a curated record.
UGGCCCUCUUGUUCUUAAGUCAAUUAACAGCAGCUGUAUGCUAUAUGCUCAUUAAGCUGUGAUUGGGCCAGAAGUGUUGCUGGGAACAUUUAUGUCUCUUCACUGCCGUUUGGUGUGUUACAGCUCAGCUUCAGCAUCAUGGCACAACAGGCCUUCCUGAGGGGUGUCCUCCUUGCCUUGCUUGUUGUUGAUUCACUUGAGGUUCCAAUUAAAGACUCAAAGUCUCUUGGACAACACAGCAGUGGCUCAAAUGCUGCAACAAAUUAUGCUCCUUACCGGAGGACAGCCUUGGACCACACUGCACCUGUGCAGUACAACACUGAAAGACUGCUGUCUCAGCCGAUGCAGUUUGUGAUGGGUUCUGGUCUGUCCCAGGGAGUAGUGCAGACUGCUCCAGCAUUCGGUGACAUGAGCUCAGCUGCACCUCAGGAGCUUUAUUCUGCUGGUUCUGUUUCUUAUCCUGUUCCAGUAGAAUAUGCUGCUGGCUCACCUCAGACUGGAGCAGCACAAUCUGGAUUGCCAGAAUCAAACUGGCUGGUUGCUCCACAAAGCUUUGAGGAAGCAUCAGCUAAUGCCCAGGUUCAAGGUGCCAGUGAUCUUGCCCCACAACCACUUCUUCCCCCAGCUGGACCUGUCCUCCAGUCAGGAGAAACUUCCAAUGUUGUGAAAGAAGCUGAACUUGGAAACUACCAGCAACAAACUGAAGAAUUUGGCUACCCAGCCCAACCUGCAGUGUCUGAGCCAGGCUUUACAAGUCUGCCUAUGCCAAGUUUUUGGCUGCCUGGCUACUGGGGUUCCCCUUAUCCUGGCUUUGACUACAGGCUUCUGUAUGGGCUGUAUCCUCCAGGCACAUACAGCACAUUCAGCCAGAGCCAUGAGAAGGGCAAAGACUACUACAAGGAUGUCCACUACCUGAAAGAACAUGAAUCUGAGGAUGAUGCCCAAGGUUCCCAACAGCAGAAGAUCUUCCCCAGCCCUCCACAGUACUCAACUGGUCAGCAAGUGACCACAAGGGUUGGACGCUAGAUGACGACUGAGAUGGAGAAGGCUGAAUAAAAUUACGAUUUGAUGUGAGACCUCUGA